Cercopithifilaria johnstoni is the source of this 1995-nucleotide messenger RNA. Lineage: Eukaryota; Metazoa; Nematoda; Chromadorea; Rhabditida; Onchocercidae. The record is from the annotation of a GenBank genome assembly.
AUGGUCAUAUUAGCAACGGUGCAUACGCGAGCUGCUACACUAAUGAUUGCAAAUUACAGUCGUGCUAUGUUUAUCAUAGGGAGGAGAUAUUCUUCGUCAUCCUUGACUGAGAAGUUGAGAAAUCCGAAUAGAAAAAAAGCUAUUGAUUUAACAGCCUAUCCGCCAGAGAAAAUACGUAAUUUUGGCAUUUUGGCGCACGUUGAUCAUGGCAAAAGUACCCUGGCAGAUCGAUUUCUCGAAUUGACAGGUGUCGUUGAUAAAAGUGGUCAUGCCAGUCAAAUGCUUGAUAAAUUGCAGGUGGAACGGGAACGUGGUAUAACGGUGAAAGCGCAAUCAUGUACUAUGUUUUAUAAGAAUUACAUGUUAAAUUUAAUCGAUACUCCUGGUCAUGCUGACUUCAGUUUCGAAGUUUCUCGGUCUCUUGCCGCUACUAAUGGAAUUGUGCUUCUUGUCGCCGCUAAUCAGGGUGUAGAGGCGCAAACGGUGGCUAAUUUUUGGUUAGCAUUUGAGGCUGGUUUAACAAUUAUCCCAGUUAUCAAUAAAAUUGAUCUCAGCAGCGCUAACGUCCCACGAGUAGUAUCACAAAUGGAAAAUUUGUUUGAUUUUUCGUCAUCAGAAAUAUUUCGCAUUUCUGCUAAGAAUGGUACUGGUAUUGGGGAUGUAUUGGAUGCCAUUGUUGAAAAGUUACCAUCUCCCAAAGGUGAAUUACACUUACCUCUUCGUGCACAUGUCUUUGAUUCCUGGUAUGAGACUCAUCGUGGUCCAAUAGUUUGCGUUGCUGUGCAUGAUGGUAGGAUUUCGAAGGGGCAGAGAAUACGAACUUAUCACACUGACUGUGAAUACGAAGUGUUGAUGGUGGGCAUCAUGAAUCCAAACAUGCAUGAAGUUGAGUGUUUACAUGCUGGCCAAGUUGGCUUCUUGUUAACUACGAUGAAAUCAGUACAAGAUGCUGUUGUUGGAGAAACAUUAUAUGAUGUAAACAGUGCACGCAAUACAAUACAGUCCAUGCCUCUAUUAACGCCCAGUGCGCCGUGCAUUUAUGCUAGUAUUUAUCCGACAGACGUUUCUGAAUAUAACGCGUUGCGUAUUGCACUUAACAAAUUGGCUUUAAACGAUUCAUCGGUGCAGAUCCAACAUGAUAGUAGUAUCGCGUUGGGCAAUGGCUUCAAAAUUGGUUUCUCAGGAAUUCUGCAUAUGGAGGUUUUUUGUGCGAGAUUGGAGCAGGAAUAUAAUGCUAAUGUUACUGUAACUGCACCUAGUGUCGAAUAUCGCGCUGUCAUUAAGGAUAAUCCCACUGUUAUAAAAAAAAGAUACAAUGGUCAAUCUAUGAUUCGUCUUUUGGAUGCUAGUAAGUUUCCGGAUUGUCCCAAUGACAUUGAUUAUUUCUUGGAACCCAUGGUAAAAUUAACACUUUUAUUUUGCAAUACACACUGUGAACACGUAGCAAGAUUAUGUGUUGAUGCUCGUGGAGAACAAGUUGAGAAUAGUGGACUGGAUACAGAUUAUGCUAUGCAGCAAUGGCGAUUACCUUUUGCUGAAGUUUGCACAGACUUUUUCGAGAGAUUGAAAAGGAUCACGAGUGGUUAUGUGACAUAUAAUUACCAGUGGGAUGGUUUCAAACCAGCGAAAGUUGAACUGCUUAUGAUUCAUAUCAAUGAUCUUCCUAUUUAUGAAUUCUCGGAGAUAAUGCCUUCAAACCAAGUUAAAGCUAGAGCUAAAGAAAUUGUAAAGAAAUUGAGAGAGGAGAUACCUCGUCAACAAUAUGAAGUACGAAUUAAGGCCACUCUCGGACAAGCAAAAAAAGCGCUUGUACAAACGGUUAUUGCACCAAUCAAGAAAGAUUUUACGGGUCAACUAAAAGGCAAUUUUGGAGGUGGUGGUUGGGAACGUUAUUGCAAAAAGUUAUCAGAUCAAAAAAAAGGAAAGGAACGAAUGAAACAGCUGGGUCAGGUGCAAAUUCCCAAAGAAGCAUUCAUCAAUGUACUGAGGAGAUAG